UAGAGUAGGCGAAUGAAAUUCAACGGCGAAGAAAGUGUGAGGUCAGGUCGAACAGCAAGACGAGGAAAACGCACGUAGCGUCACCGCCAUCUUCCAUCUAAAACCCCAAAACUUAACAUGCCCAAUCUGUGUCGAAAAAUGUUUCAAUAAUGGUUCUGUUCCGCAAGUUCCUAAAACAAAUACUCGUCGACAACACCCAAACCAAAACAAAAGCCCGAACCUUUUUCACCUCAACCUCAACCGCAACCGCAUUCCCAUGGUGCGCGCCUCACCAUAACAACCGCCUCUUCCGGUCCCCAGGCCCAGGCCCAGGCCCAGGCCCUCUCUUCCUCGCUCGGCCUCCAUGGAAACUCUCUCAGUCCGCCACCCCUCUCUAUUCGCACGGAAACGCCUUCAAUUUGCUUCGCUCCACAGCCCCUCUCCAGUUCCCUGAUCCGGUUCCCUCCCAUUCCAACAAACCCUCGAUUUUCCACAGCUUCGUCAAUCUCCCCAACUUCAUUUCCUUCACCCGAUUACUUUCCGGUCCUCUCCUCGCAUGGAUGAUCUCCAACGAGUUUUAUACUUCUGCAAUGGUAGGGCUGGCUCUCUCCGGUGCCACCGAUUGGCUGGAUGGAUACGUGGCUAGGAAGAUGAAGAUCGAUUCCGUAGUGGGUUCCUACCUUGAUCCCCUUGCUGACAAGGUCCUUAUUGGUUGCGUUGCUCUUGCUAUGGUGCAUAGAGAUCUACUGCAUCCUGGACUUGUUAGUCUUGUUGUGUUCCGGGACGUCUUCCUCGUUGGUGGCGCAGUAUUUCUAAGAGCAAAUAGCUUGGGUUGGAAGUGGGAAAGCUGGUUUGAUUUUUUUAACCUUGAUGGGACCUGCCGCCAAAAGGUUGAACCACUCUUUCUAAGCAAGGUGAAUACAGUGUUCCAAUUAGCACUAGUUGCUGCAGCUCUUCUUCAACCAGAGUUUGGAACCCAGGAAACUCAAUUAUAUGUUACUUAUUUGAGCUAUUUAGUGGCUUCAACAACUGUAGCAUCUACUGCAGCAUAUGGAGCACAAUAUUUUAGGAGACUGGCUGUAGUAUCAAACUCGGUCUAGUUAAGUUUCCAUUGAGAUGCAGAGGGAUCAGGGAUCGGCAUGAGCAAGGACUUAUUGCACAGUAAAUUAUGGCUAGAUUGCACAGUCUUUGUUUUCAAACUUUGCCUUCUAACAUAAGCAUUAAUGUUUCAAAUGUUUUCAAGUAGUGGCUGACAAAUGUUAGAUUAUUUUUCCUGCAAUUCUAUGUUAGAGGAACGUAUGAAACGUGUCUUUCUCUUUCAUGCCAUUUGAAUUUAUUUGAUCAA
Molecule: messenger RNA, 1324 nt
Organism: Glycine soja
Lineage: Eukaryota; Viridiplantae; Streptophyta; Magnoliopsida; Fabales; Fabaceae
Product: cardiolipin synthase (CMP-forming), mitochondrial
Exons: 8
Coding region: 150-1079 (309 amino acids)
Biological process (GO): cardiolipin biosynthetic process
Cellular component (GO): membrane; mitochondrion
Molecular function (GO): cardiolipin synthase activity
Source: RefSeq, a predicted model, not a curated record